CCAUCUGCUCGAGACUCUUUGCCCAUCCAGCCGCUCAGUGUUUGUGGCUAGUGUAAGGGUGCCUAAGAGAAGAUCGCAACUUCAGAAAGCUUGGUUUCCCUCAUAUCGGGACGCGUAUACCAGCUUUUUCGUGCUUCUCGCCCGAGCAACGACAUCUUUUGAAGAUCGCAACCCGUCUCCUCCUACCCCUGCACUCUCUGAGACGCUUCGAUGUCACUCUACCCGCAGAGCACUGCGUAUAACCAGAUGGCGUAUCCGCCUCAGGGUUAUGGCGCCCCGGUACCACCUCCAAACGCCUAUUAUCCUCCUCCACCUGCGCCCCAGCCCGUCUACCAGCAUUUCGACCCCAACACAUUCCGCCGUGACUAUGCCACUCGGCUUUCUAAUCUCACAGUAAAUUCCAGACCCAUCAUCCAGAGUCUGUCGAUGAUUGCACAGGAGUUCACCCGGUUCGCCGAUGUGGUCGUACAAUGUAUCGAGCAACAUAUCCGUCGGGUGCCGGCAUGGAUGAAGCUGCCCGCGUUCUAUCUGCUAGACGCCAUCUCCAAGAAUGUCUACGAUCCCUAUGCACGCCACUUCAGUCCCGUCGUCGCCAACCUCUUCAUCGAGACGUACGAGGCCGUCGAUCCCACGACUCGCAGUAAGAUGGAGGAGAUGCUCUUGACCUGGCGUAACGGCGCUCCGAACAACCGGGAGCUUUUCGGCGUAGUGCCUCAGCUCGCCAUCGAGCAGCACAUCUGGGGUAGCGGCGCUAGCCACAACGCUGUACGUACCUCUCGCCGACGACCCAAGCGUACCCCUCAUAAACGUGCGGAUCAGUCCGGGAGUCGCGCGACGAAUACAUCCGCCAUAUCCCAAGCGCAAGUCCUUAGCGAAUUGGAGUUUGUUCUCGCGCAGAAGGAGCGUACCGUGCAAUCCAACCCGUACGACAAGACCACCCAGCAUCACGUCAAUAUCCUACAGCAGCUCCGCUCACUUGUUCAGGUCGGCGUCUCGCAAGAGGAGCUCAAGCAAAUCUUGGCCCAACUUCGUGCACUCGCUACCACCGCGACCCCGGCAAUGCCACCUCCCGCCCCCGCCCCUGCUCCUGCCCACUACGCCUCCGCUCCCUCAUACGCCCCUCCCCCUCCAAUGCCCCCCGCCCCUCCUCCCGCUCCUCAGCAUAGUUACGCCCAACAUUCCUACUCUGUUCCACCUGAGCAGCCGAAGGUUGAGCAAAUAGAUCUGUCUCGGUUCUUGACCUCUCAGCCCGCCCCUACGGCGUCGACGUCGACUGCCGCACCCGUAAGCGACAUAACGAAUCUGUUCAAUGCGCUCGUCAAGGCUGGCGUGGUUGGAACUCCCACUAACGCGGGCGCUACCUCCAAGUCCGAGGAGCGAGUGUCUUCGGUCGAUCCGCAGCGUGAGGCAGUACGCGCCUACCGCAAGUCGGUGCUUUCUCACAAGAUCAAGCUCACGAGUUCUGACAUCACAAGACAACGCCCGCCUAUCGUCAACUUGCUCUACCAGAACCUUCCCACUCAGUGCAAGCAGUGUGCCGUGCGCUUUCCCGGCGACGCCCGUGGGAAGAAGCUUCUCGAGGACCACCUCGACAUGCACUUCAGGCAGAAUCGCAAGGCAAGUCAAGCGAUCGGGCGUGGCCACAGUCGCAGCUGGUUCGUCACUCUAGAGGACUGGGUUCAUAGCGACUCCGUCGAUGUGAAGGGCAAGGGUCGCGCCGAUGGUCGAUCGCUAACAUCUAAGGCUGCUGUAGCGGAGGAGGCCGCUAAGCGUGAGGCGGAGUUGCGCGCGAUGCAUGUCGUUGUCCCGCCUGGCGAUGAAGCGAAGCCAAUAUCAUGUCCGAUCUGUAAGGAGCAUUUGAAGAGCGAGUUCCUUGAAGACGACGAGGAGUGGGUGUGGCGAAACGCGGUCAAGAAGGACGACAGGAUAUAUCAUGCGACCUGCCACGCAGAGGCGGUCGCGUCGAAGUCGACUCUAGCGGUUCGCUUGCGGAACGAGACGUCGAGCCGGAGUCGUUCGCAUACCCCGGAGACGCCUAAGGACUACCUCCUUUCAGAGUCACCGUCGCCGUCCAGGCGCGCAGGGCUGAAACGUAAGGCUGAGGACGAGUCCGCGAAUCCCGCGACGAACGAGAUGGACGCGCCGCAGGUGAAGAGAGUGGCGACAUGAUACCGAUAUUCACAGGUGAAUAUUAUACGGCCUCGGACUCGCGUCGUGGACAGUCCGCACAUUAGACUUCUUUAUGUUUUCUUUAUACGGUCGCUGCGCAUUGUACUGUAUGCCACGCAAGGAAUUAUCAUCGCA
Trametes versicolor FP-101664 SS1 is the source of this 2304-nucleotide messenger RNA. RefSeq lists its product as uncharacterized. Gene Ontology annotation, cellular component: cytoplasm; mRNA cleavage factor complex. Gene Ontology annotation, biological process: termination of RNA polymerase II transcription. The transcript is spliced from 6 exons. The record is from RefSeq and is a predicted model, not a curated record. NCBI's taxonomy places the organism in Eukaryota, Fungi, Basidiomycota, Agaricomycetes, Polyporales, Polyporaceae. The coding region runs from base 211 to 2169 and encodes 652 amino acids. Gene Ontology annotation, molecular function: mRNA binding; RNA polymerase II complex binding.